Messenger RNA from Eruca vesicaria subsp. sativa (arugula), 993 nucleotides. The record is from the annotation of a GenBank genome assembly. Lineage: Eukaryota; Viridiplantae; Streptophyta; Magnoliopsida; Brassicales; Brassicaceae.
UUUUUUAUUUGAGGGUAUUAUUGACUUUGCAUACAAAGUAAAGAGAAACUGAUGGUGAUAUCAUCAAGUAAAACUCUCAGGUUCCUUACAGAAGAUCACAUUCUAAACCAAAAUCAUUGCAAGCUUUUGGAUUCGUGGUUCUUCAAACAAUGACUCUCUCCCUCCGAAUCGCUCCAUCACCGAUCUCUUUCCGUUACUCUUCGACUUCUCCUACCGCCUCCGCCGUCAAAUUCCGUCCUGUGAAGCAGCACUGCCGGAUCCCAAACUCAAGCGUCGCGACGAAGAAAACCGGAUUCUGUUCUUCGGGCGGUGGUGUUUUUGACUCCGGGAAGAGGAUCGGUUCCUGUGUGGUGAGGUGUAACUUAGAAACGGUGAAUGUCAGUGUCGGUACGGUGACGGAGGUUGACAAGGACACGUUCUGGCCAAUCGUUAAAGCCGCUGGUGAUAAGCUUGUUGUCCUCGACAUGUACACUCAGUGGUGUGGUCCAUGCAAAGUUAUGGCUCCUAAAUACAAAGAGUUAUCAGAGAAGUACCUGGACAUGGUGUUUCUUAAGCUUGACUGUAACGAAGAGAACAAGCCAGUGGCAAAGGAGCUAGGAAUUAGAGUGGUUCCAACCUUUAAGAUCUUGAAGGACAACAAGGUGAUAAAGGAAGUGGUGGGGGCAAAAUUUGAAGACUUACUUGCAGCUAUUGAAGAAGCGAGGUCAGGCUGAGCCUCCUUCUCUCAAUAUAUAUACAUCACUCCCUGCUGUAGAGUAUUAGGAUCAUUCUCCAUCAACAUGUAACUUGGUUUGGCUCUAUGUAUGUAAACUCUUUUGCUAAACUGGAUUCAGUUGUAAUGUAACAGUGUAUGUAUAAAACGCUGGAAAGUUAUGAUAUAUAGUUGAGCUAAAUGCUUUUAUAUAUCAAAAGUUUCAUCAACAAGUUGUUGAUUUAGUUCUUGAUUUGAGGUCAACAAUGUAUUUCCAUUGCACAAGCUUGAUGGCUUAAGGG